AUGGCCCCGACAAUCUGGGAAAGGGCCAAGGUCGGCGGCAAGAAAGGCUUCGAUAAGGCAUGGAACACAGUCGAUAAGCUCGGCGCUCCCGUCAACCGUCUGUCGAAUCGGGUCGGAGCCGAGGCCUUUUGGCCCAUGACUCUAGACAAAGAAAGCGACAAGGCCGCUCGGAUCCUUCGCAGCUUCUGCAAAGACGGGUUCUAUGCCAAUACCACAGAAGACGCUGAUCGCAUCAGCACGGAUAGCAAUGGCAAGAUUGAUCGCCCCAAGGGCAAGCAGCGAGUGCUCAAGAAGAUUCCCGCCGCAGUCAUCCAGCGCGCAGUGGGCCUCGCCAUCUUCACGACCAUGCGGACGGGACUCUGGGUAAGUGGCUCGGGAGGCAGCGGUGUGCUCCUGGCCCGGAUCCCCGAGACAGGCGAAUGGAGUCCCCCAUCCGGGAUCAUGUUGCAUACCGCGGGGAUUGGGUUUUUGGCCGGCGUUGAUAUCUAUGACUGCGUGGUGGUCAUCAACACACACCAAGCGCUGGAGGCUUUCAAGAAGGUGCGGUGUACAUUGGGAGGAGAAGUCAGCGCAGCGGCUGGUCCAUUUGGACUGGGAGGAGUGCUCGAGUCGGAGGUUCACAAGCGACAGGCGCCUAUUUGGACGUAUAUGAAGAGUCGGGGUCUGUACGCGGGUGUCCAAGUCGAUGGCACGGUUAUCAUCGAACGCACGGACGAGAACGAGCGAUUCUACGGCGAACGUAUUUCGGUCAAUGAUAUUCUGGCCGGCAAAGCGAGACAUCCCCCGAGCGCCAUCCGGACGCUCAUCCAGACCAUCAAAUCCGCUCAAGGCGACACUGACGUCGACGAGGACGUGAUCCCUUCACCAGGAGCCACACCGGGUGACGUCGAACUCCAACCUGCCUCCACCUUUGGGGUUCCAGACCCCGAGGAUCCUGAUCCGUUUGGCGUCAAGGCCCUAGAAGCUGAGGGAUUGUUCAUCCGCGAAGCUGGCACUCGAACGCGUCCGACGCAAGCUGUUUUCGAAUUUAAGCCCAGUCCUAGCAGUCCCAUCUACUCCACUUUCCGGCGCAGUAUGGACAGUUCGCCUCGCAGCAGCUGGCGCGCUAGCGUCCAGAGCCACAUCAGUGUGGACCGGGGGACGCAGACUGACGGUGCACCCUUCACGGCGGCCACCUCGGUCAGUCGGGCCUCAUCACGAAGCAAUCGAAGUGUUGCGGGUCGCACCGAAGCCAAUCCGUGGGACGGGUGGGAAACCGUGAUACCCGAGCGACCCACCGAUCUGACCAGAGAUCGAGACUAUGACAGUGACCAGGAUUCAUUGGAUGACGAUUUCGAGGUGCACGAGAUCAGCAGUGUCACGGUCUCCAAGCGCGAGAGCACCACUCCCUCGUCUCCUGUCUCGAUCGAAGAUACCACCGUCCCUCCUGAAGUGAAACGCCAUUCACCCACCUUCACCCGUGCCCGCCUCGUUACCAUUCCCAAGCGUCUCCCCCCAACCCUCCCCCCUCGGAACCCAUCCCGACAGCCCGUCUCCCAAUCGACACCAACCUCCCCUACGUCUCCUACUUCCUCCUCGCCGGAUGGCCGGCGGUCCGUGGUGUCCAACCCUGGACAGUCGACCAACGCCUUCUCUGAACUUCCUUUCCGCCCUCUCGACGACUCGACGACGAGCCUCCCCUUGAACGAGAUUUCAUUGUCACCGACGCAGGCGCCCACGGAGAAGGACGAGUUCCACUCCGUGUCCAGUGCUCAGGUCUCGGACAAUGAGCUGGACGACAAGGAGGUGCCUAGCCUUGAGCAAUUGAAAAUGAAAACCUCAGCCGAGAGUGAGGGCACUUCCACUGAGAAGGCGGAGAGUGAAGAAACCACACUUGAGGGGGGCAAGAGCCCGGUUGAGAGUGAAAAGUCUCCAGUCGAAAGCGAGAAGGCGGAGGUCAAGUCAAUUGAAGCCAAGUCAGAGACUGCCGGCGACGAGUCGACUUCCACCCUGGAAGUAAACGGCUUGGACUUGGAAAAGACCAAGUCUCUCUCCGAGAGCGAUAGCCACAAAACCGCCGCGGAACUCGCGCAUGCCACAUAG
Aspergillus clavatus NRRL 1 is the source of this 2082-nucleotide messenger RNA. Its product is annotated as lipid-binding SYLF domain-containing protein. Bases 1 to 2082 code for a protein of 693 amino acids. Lineage: Eukaryota; Fungi; Ascomycota; Eurotiomycetes; Eurotiales; Aspergillaceae. The record is from RefSeq and is a predicted model, not a curated record. The transcript has a single exon. Gene Ontology annotation, molecular function: phosphatidylinositol binding.